Alligator sinensis (Chinese alligator) is the source of this 1831-nucleotide messenger RNA. It is a transcript of the gene TTC4, whose product is annotated as tetratricopeptide repeat domain 4. NCBI's taxonomy places the organism in Eukaryota, Metazoa, Chordata, Crocodylia, Alligatoridae. Gene Ontology annotation, molecular function: Hsp90 protein binding. Bases 110 to 1144 code for a protein of 344 amino acids. The record is from RefSeq and is a predicted model, not a curated record. The transcript has 10 exons.
GGCGGCUCCUGCCUCAGGCGUGGGGGCGGCUCUGGCACGUGUCCGGGGGUGAAAGGCGAGGUGGUACAAGAUGGUUUAAAAGUCCCCUUAGGAGUUGGACAAGAUCCCCAUGUUUAUGAAGCAGUGUCCUGCGGAAAUAGACCCCGAGCAGACCCCGGAGCUGGCGUGUCUUCAGUCCAUCAUUUUCGACGAGGAGCAGGCGCCUGAAGAGCAAGCAAAGAUGUAUAAGAACGAGGGGAAUGAUUACUUCAAGGAAAAAAAUUACAAGAAAGCUGUGAUCUCAUAUACAGAAGGGCUGAAAAAGAAAUGUGGUGACCAUGAGUUGAAUGCCGUGCUUUAUACUAAUCGAGCUGCAGCACAGUUUUAUUUGGGCAACUACCGAUCCGCUCUCAAUGAUGUGAUCCAAGCCAGAAAGCUAAAACCCAACCACCUCAAAGCAGUCACAAGAGGAGCUUUAUGUCAUUUGGAGCUAAAGAAUUUCCCCGAAGCAGUGGCAUGGUGUGACGAGGGUCUGAGGAUAGACUCGACAGAGAAAAAGCUUUUGGAAACAAGAACCAAAGCUGAUAGAUUUCAGCGAGCUGAACAGAGGGAUGCAAGGAAAGCCAAGGUGAAGGAGAAGAAGGAGCAAUCUCAAAAGGAGGCAUUGCUCACAGCUAUAAAGGAAAGGAAUAUCAAGCUGUCUCUGGAGUCCCCAAAGGAGGAGGAUGAGAUGUCAGAGGAUCUUGCUGAGAUGUCCAUAGAUGGAUUCAGUUCUGAUAAUGCAACAGGUGCAAAAGUCUGUCUAGAUGAGGAUGGUAACCUAAACUGGCCUGUCCUAUUCCUGUAUCCUGAGUAUGGACAAACGGACUUCAUUUCCGCUUUCCAGGAAAACACCAGAUUUAUUGAUCAUUUGAUGGUAAUGUUUGCUGAGUUACCACCCUGGGAUAUGGAAAGAAAAUAUCAGUCCAGCAACCUGCAGCUUUAUUUUGAAGAUGAAGAGAGAGAGGAAAUAUAUGAGCUGCACACAGACCACACGCUGCUGCAAGUGCUGCAACACCCCAGGUACUUUUUAAAGGCUGGGACUCCUACCUUCUUGGUUUUAGUUAAGAAUUCUCCUUUCUCCAAGAAAUACUUCUUUGGCAAGAAGGUACAUACGCUAAAAUGAACGAGCAAAAGCAUUCAAGAGCAACAAGAGACUGGAGGAAAGCCAAGCUCCAGACAGUUCUUCCCACCCACAGAUACGGACUAUCGGUCUCCUGCUGGUACAUUUUAAUAUUUCCUUCUGCCUAAAUCAUGUAAUCUAAACUAGCGGCCCUUGAUCCUACAAUCCCUGUGAAUGCAGAACUCUGGAAGCAAAUCAGUAAAUUCUGAGUAGACAACGAUUACACGACUGGGCCUAAGGUUGGAUUAUACGUGUGUGUAUGGGCAGGAGAGGGAAUAGGGCUUGGUUUAAUUUUAUUUUUUUAAAUCUCAAGUAAGCUAAAAUACAGUGCAAGGUGCAUCCUCUUUUUAAAUGAGCUUUGAAUUAUUUCUGAGUAUUAGUUGUGCACAAGUGCCAUACUGUUACUUUGCAUGAGGCAGUGUCAGGUUUGAGGUUACCUGCACUGUGAAGAAUACUACUGCUAACUUCCUCCUCCAACGUGAGCUGCGAUGGUAGCUGGUUUGGGUUCCAGUGGAUGUGGUGUGUUCUUUGCAGCACUCCUGCUGCUACUGGUCAAUGGACUCAAACUGAUACAUGGAGAACAGCCGCUCGCUUUGUCACCAAGGAUUAAAGAACAGCAGCGGUUCAUUCACAAGCAUGCUUGUGCAGCUGAACAAAGGAACAGAGCUCGUUGUUAAGAGCUAUUCAGUU